GACGGUGUUACAAUCUUACCUGUCUGCUGUUACUACUACUACUACUACUACUACUACUACUACUACUACUACUACCACUACUGCUAGCGUGAGACAGUGUCAAGUAAAAGAAGAAAAGAAGAAAAAGAAGAAGAAAGCACACACGCACGCACGCAGAGAGACUCACCAAGCCAAGCCACGCCAGUUGACACGAAGCCAUGGCCAGAAACUAGAUCUCAUUAAACCACCAUGAAAACCCUGGAGAUUCUAGUGUUUUUCGUGAUUCUAAUGCUAGUGGAUGGAGAGACUAGUAAAAAUGCCGCUAGAGUCUUGAUUCUCCACCCAAUCUACGCUGGCAGUCACGAACUCACGCUAAGAAGGUUCGGGGAGGAGCUGGUGAAGAGAGGCCACGAGGUAACGCAGGUGAGAUGGCGAUCAAGCAAGACUCGCCAGGUGACCUCCACUGUGCAGGUGAUGACUCUCAGCCCCAACAACAGUGAUCUUAGGUACCCGUACAUGGAGAGGGAUGGUACCUUUCAGCUUCCUGCCUCCAUGCUGUGGGAGAGACCGCGGAGACUGUGGCAGAUCCCCACAGACGUGUUCUCCCUCAUAGACGCCCACUGCCUCUCGCUGCUCGGAGACCCUGCCCUCUCACACCACCUCGCCGGCCUCAACUUCACCGUGGCGCUGGUGGACCUCAUAGCCAACGAAUGUUCCCUGGCCCUGGCUCACCGCCUUGGCCUGCCUGUUGUGGGGUUCUGGGGGUUCUCCUUCCAGGGUGGCGAGGCACGAGCGAUGGGCGUGUUCCAGUCCCCAGCUACUGUCCCCACCUUCCUGAGUGAGGUGGGCGCUGAUAUGGGGUUCCGGGAGAGGCUGUGGAACUCCCUCGUGGCCCUGGCGGAAUCUGCUGUCAUUGGAUACCAUCUCUCCAGGACUGAUUACCAUAUACAGCGCCUGGCCCCACAAGCCCCCAGGAGCCGCCAGCUGCUGUCCGAGGUGGAGGCAGUGCUGGUCCACUCACACUGGCUCCUGGACUACCCCAAGCUGAUGCCGCCCCAUGUCCACUACAUCGGCUGCAUCCAGUGUGGCCCUCCCUCCCCCUCCCGCCCCGCCUCAACACCUGGGUAGGAGGCGCUACAGCAGGUGUGGUUCUCUUCUCCUUGGGCUACACGGGCUACGAGGCGUCAGCAGUGCCCGAGGAGGUGAUGAGUGCCUUCCUCGCGGCCUUCUCGCGCCUCCCCCAGCGAGUACUCCUUCGCUUCAACCCGCCCCUGCUGCCCCGCCUCCCGGAGAACGUGAUGGUCAUGGACUGGCUACCCCAACACGAUCUGCUGGGUGUGUGUGUGCAGUAGUAGCACUGUAGUAGUAGUAGUAGUAGUAGUAGUAGUAGUAGUAGUAGUAAUAUUUUCUUCAGAACCAUAAAAACACCCUUAAAAAUUAUUUGCUUUCUCACCAUGACUGUUUUCAAAGACCACAGAGACAAUUAGCCGGGUUCUCAAGAGUGUUUCUCCUGUUAGUAAUGUUAAUGUCUUGCUAAUCUGUCACUAGAAUCAUAAAAACACCCUUAAGAAACCCCGUAUCACUUCAACUAGAGCCUUUCAUUGUGGAGGUGCGGCGCUGAAAUGUUUUCAGAAUCCGCAAACUCGUGAAAAAACACAUCUCACGUUUUCUUCCAGGCCAUCCGCAACACGGUGCUCUUCGUCUCUCACUGCGGCCAGAACAGCAUCAACGAGGCAGUGUACCACGAGGUGUGCCUCUGGUGGCCGUCCCCGUGUUCGCUGACCAGGGGGACAACGCCAGGCGGGUGGUGGACAGGGGCCUUGGCGUGCUGGUGGACUAAGACGGAGAUAUCUGAAGAAGGGGAUCCACGCUGCUAUCUCUUCUGUCCUGCGUGAUCCCAAGUUAGUAGAAGCGUUCGUGAUGUAGAUGUAGAUGUAGAUGCGGUAGUAUAUUCUCUGUAUUUACAUUUCACGAUUCUUUUAGUUGUGCUUGAUGUUUUAUUGUAUCGCAGUUCUUUUGUUUUUGUCUUCCUAUCCACGGAAGUGAUGCAUUUUCCUU
This is a messenger RNA of Scylla paramamosain (green mud crab), 2037 nucleotides long. Its product is annotated as UDP-glucuronosyltransferase 1A9-like. The coding region runs from base 229 to 1107 and encodes 292 amino acids. Gene Ontology annotation, molecular function: UDP-glycosyltransferase activity. The transcript has 7 exons. Lineage: Eukaryota; Metazoa; Arthropoda; Malacostraca; Decapoda; Portunidae. The record is from RefSeq and is a predicted model, not a curated record.